CUCUUCCCACCCAUUAAUUAAACCUCGCUGUUGUUAACAAACCUGAGAAUCCUCUAUCUCCCAGUACUCCCAUGGCUGCCCCCUCAAGCAGUGGGAAUAAUCCUCCUGCCUUCACACCUUCUGCAUCCCAUGAAGACAUUCUCCUUCCUUUCCAAAACCUGGGCUUGACCAGCAAAAGCUUUAGCAAUAAUAAUAAUAAUCUCCAGCUCCCUUCUCAUCAGAGCCAUAAUCUCAACUUGGCGCCGCCGCCAUUGAUGAACCAAGAACAAUGGAGGAGAAUCACCCAGCAGCAGCCUCUGCCCACACUACCCAGAACUCCUGGGAAUCUCUGGGCACCUGCUGGCACUUUAUUCACUCCCAGAACAGAAAACAACAGCCAUGGCGAAUGCAGCAGUUCUUGGAACCGCCAACUUGGGGAUGGUCAAAAUCUGGGUUGUUAUGAUGGGCUGGUUGCAAUGGCGAAAACGCAGAGAGGGUCAAUGGAGCUGAACAAGUGUCUUAGGAGUGGGAAUCGGAGGGAGAGGCAAGAGAUUGUGGAUUGGGUUAUUAUCGGUGGGUGCAUGUUUGAGGUGAUGAUGCACAAACCACGAGUUGUUUCUCUCCCUAUCUCUUCUCAAGCAUGGGUCAAGUGCCGUGCAGGGAUUUAUCAAGAAACUUAAAAGGACAGGGUUGGGCCAAUAUAUUACAUCAAUACUGUCUAGUAGAUUUGUGGAGCUAAUGAAAAGUGAACAUGGUA
Molecule: messenger RNA, 736 nt
Organism: Cuscuta campestris
Lineage: Eukaryota; Viridiplantae; Streptophyta; Magnoliopsida; Solanales; Convolvulaceae
Source: the annotation of a GenBank genome assembly